CAGGUGUUAAUGCGAUGUCCCGGGCCCAGUUUGAGAAGGCUGUGUCCUGUUUUUCAAAGGCUAUUCUGCUCCAGCCACAUCAGACUCAGUUCCAUGUAGAUCGAGCAGAAGCAUAUCUUCAGCAGUGUGACUUUCAGUCUGCAGCACUAGAUUACAGACAUGCAUGCAGUCUGGAACCACAAAACGAGGUCUACCCUCAAAGACUUGCCUUCAUCUACUACCUACAGGGCCAGUGUCUUUAUGAUGUGGGGAUGUUCCUUGAAGCUCUCGAGUCUUUUACAAAAGCUGCAGAACUCAAAUCCACCUUUCAGCCUUAUCACAUGAGAUGCUUGGCUUGUCUGACUGCACUGGGACAAUACUCUGACUGUCUUCGGCUGGUCAGUAACUGGCUGGAGACACACGGCCAGUCAGCUGACCUCUUCACUCUGAGAGCACGCUUAUACCACCAGCUCAAUCAGAUGAUUUUGUGUAAUCAUGACUUGAGGUCAGCACUUAGGCUGAACCCGGGUUGUCCAGAGGCACAUGAGCUGAUGAAGAGGCUGAAGGAGGCAGCAGAACAUUCCCAUCAGGCAGCUGUUGAAAAAGCACUGAUGGGAGAAUUUUCAGAUGCAUUGGCGAAAAUAAACACUGCUCUGGAACAUAAUCCCAGUAAAGCUAAUUACUACCUCUUUAGAGGGAUUCUGUAUCGGCGCUUGAAAGACUUCACUGCUGCCGUCGAGGACUUAGUGCUUGCUGUUGAGUUCUGUGGAGUUGGAGAAGAAUCUCCUCAGGGAGAGAUGAAAGAGGACUCGAGGCGUUUAGAAGAAGAUGCUCAGACUCAACUGGUGCUUACAUACAAUGAUUUUGCAGUUCAGUGCUUCUCCAAGGGUCUGUACAGUGAAGCAAUCGUGCUGCUGAACAAGGCCAUCGAGAAAAAGAGAGACAACAGUGAAAUGUUCAUCAACAGAGGAGCUGACUAUCAGCAAGCGGAGGAGAUGGACCCUGACAACACUACUAUCUGGCUACGACUCUCUACUAUUCACAACACCCUUGGUCUGCACAGCUACAAUGACAAGAAGUACAAGGAAGCAGCAGACAGGUUUUCUGUAGCAAUCAAGUACAGCCCAGGGGUAGUUCAAUACUAUGAAAAUCGAGCCAAAGCUUACAGCAAAGUGGCCAAAAUGGAGGAGACCAAGCAGGACACCAUCAGGGUCCUUAUCUUAGAUCCCACUAAUGACCAGGUGGUGCCCUUGCUGUUGAGUUUGCUCCCAGGAUGCUCCUUGUAUGACAUUAUGUCCUCUGCAUCUGCACAGUUUGUCAAAAGUAAGAUGAUGGCAAAGAUUCAAGCUUUCCAACUUGCAGUCUCCAAGGAGUCAAGAAUUAGUAGGAUGGACCUAACCAAGGACGACAGCCAAUCACAAACUGCCUCUCAGGCUUCACUGGCUGAGGAUAGACCAAAGCAGGAGCUAAAGCCAGUAGAAGUGGACUGCAAGCUAGUCAAGAGAAAACAACAGCUGAAUCAAGCUGUAAAAAAAGCUCUGCACCAGAGGAAGCCCCUGCACAAUGACGGGCCCAGUCUGGCCCCUGUCCACCCUGUGCGAGAAAUGCCUGGCACUCAGGAACGGCCUUAUGUGUGGAGGAAAUUCGGGGGCUUUGGGCUCCAUUGUUGAAGACUUGAUGGAAUAAUUCAGUCUCAGCGAUUCUGGUGACUGGAUAAUCUGUUUCAUGCAUAACACCAUUAGUCCACUGGGCUGACAGCUUAAAUAACAUAGUAUAGCUAAUAGCAAAAUUAUAGAUUGUCUGAGUUCUAUUAAUUUCUCAAUAAUAAAAGAAAAGUUUUGAGUCUAUAAUAGAAAAAAGAAAGUAAAAAAUAUUAAUUAUUCAUUUAUUUUAUCAGUAGCUCAGCAGAAACAAUUGCUUUUGAUUACAUCUUUUUAAAUAUCAAUUUAAAGAUCAAGUUUGUAACUUUUUAUAUGUAAACAAUUUUCUUGUAUCCCAACUUCAUACACAGAGAUAACUAUAUGUGCCGCACUCAAAACAUUGUUUGUUUAAGCUUCCCGACCAGCCCUACACUGUAAAACUGGCUUAACCAGUGGCGCAAGUUUGGUUCCACCAGUUUGGCUGACCAAUGGCAGAUUGGGGGAGUGUUUGAGAAACCUGUUUUAAAAGAGUCUUAUUUGUGCAGUUAUGUCCAGUGACACUAGUGGUGCACAUAUUAUACACUGCACCUUUAAAUAACAUACAUGUAGAGAAUG
Myxocyprinus asiaticus (Chinese sucker) is the source of this 2234-nucleotide messenger RNA. Its product is annotated as tetratricopeptide repeat protein 16. Lineage: Eukaryota; Metazoa; Chordata; Actinopteri; Cypriniformes; Catostomidae. The record is from RefSeq and is a predicted model, not a curated record. The coding region runs from base 15 to 1649 and encodes 544 amino acids. Gene Ontology annotation, molecular function: protein binding. The transcript has 11 exons.